Triticum aestivum (bread wheat) is the source of this 1238-nucleotide messenger RNA. RefSeq lists its product as uncharacterized. Lineage: Eukaryota; Viridiplantae; Streptophyta; Magnoliopsida; Poales; Poaceae. The transcript is spliced from 2 exons. Bases 62 to 643 code for a protein of 193 amino acids. The record is from RefSeq and is a predicted model, not a curated record.
AUGGGCGAGUGCUAGUUACCCCGAUUCUGCUAUUUUUGGCGUCGAUUCGGAGAGGCUGAGCAUGCUACGAGAGGUUACCGAGGACGACCCUAGUGGUAGAUUUGCGGAUUUGAUGGAUUCUGUUGACGUUAGGUCAGAAACAGGCAAUGUGGAUCUAGAUGACAAUAGGGCUUCGAGGAUGGAGAAUAGAUAUACGGCUCUUGAUGACAAAGUUGGAUGGGUUACAAGGAACAGGAAGGUGGAAAUGCCAGACGAGAGAGCAACAAGUGCUGAAAGGGUGACAGCCCUGGAAACAGCACUCACAGGAUUUGCUGAAAGAAAAACAGACACGGUGGUGACACCAUCGGUUGGGCUGACUUUUGACUCUAUAAUCGAGGCCUACGAUUUUUACAAUCUUUAUUCCUGGGAGACAGGGUUUGGCAUCAGAUAUGCAAAGAGCAGAACCAAUGUCAAAGGAACGAGAUGCAUGCAGGUGUUUGUGUGCUGCUGCUCGGUGAGUAACCACAAUAUCAUGCUGAUUCUUGCUUCAUGUUUAGAAAGGUCGGACAGGUCACUUACCAGCUUUUGUUUUUUUUUUGAUAAAAUCAGGGCAAGCCAAAAGAGGCGAACUCAACAUCAUCACGGUGUCGAUGCCAAGCCAUGAUAAGACUCUUGCGUACAAAUGACGAUGGCUGGUACAUCAACGAAUUCAGGUCCAGCCACAAUCACUCGAUGUUGAACACAUGUGCUGAGAAACUCCACUUCCCUUCACAUAGGCAUAUUGACAAAUAUACGAGAGAGCUAGUAUCUCAGCUUAGAGAGAAUAAUGUGAACCUGAGCAAAGUUUACAACAUUCUUGCAACUUUUUUUGGAAGGGUAGAAAACGUUCCGUUCACCAAAAGAUGCUUGAGGACACUGUGUGGGAAGCUGAGUAGGGAGCAGGCGGACGAUGAUGUACAGAAGACUAUGGCCAUCUUUUCAGAAUUGAAAGUCCAAGACGGCGAGUUUACUUACAAUGUGCAGUUAGACGAUGAAAGUAGGAUACACACUCUCAUGUGGACAAAUGGGCGUAGCAAAAAACAAUACCAUCACUUUGGCGAUGUGGUCACAUUCGACACAACAUACAAGACCAAUCUAUACGAUAUGCCAUUCGGAAUUUUUGUUGGCGUGAACAACCACUUCCCGAGUGUGUUGUAUGCUGGUGUGCUCAUGCGAGAUGAGAUGGUCGACACUUUCAAAUGGAUUUUUGAUGAGUUUGU